AUGGCGGGCACGGGAAAACAGCCGGACAGUGAUGACCCUCCAACUCCACAGAGACCCGUCUCUUCUUUGCUGUCUCACUUUGAGAAUUUAGCCCAUCGAAGAGCACCCUCUACUGCAAACGCUAGCCCGCGAACCUCAGCAAACUAUUUGGCAAACCCCGAGGCAAAUGAUGGGCUUCGUUCUUCAAGCCGCGCCUCCCUCGACUUGCCCCGUCCGCAAUCCCCAUGGACUCCAACCGAGGAGAGACCGAACCAGUUCUUGCACUCAAAUGGUGAUCGCCCCAAGGAUCGCGGAUUGUCCGAAAGACGAUAUGGCCGGCCCAUCUCAAUGAAUUUCCACCGUUCUACUCCACAACUCCCACCGACGUUGGCAGUCCACUCGCCCCAGUCACCUCCUCGCGGACAAGAUCGCGACGAUGUUUGGUUGCAGCGAGAUGAAACCCGUAAAACUCGAAGUCCAGGGCAUCGUUCGCGGGAAUCAGCGUCUGUUUCGCCCGCACCACCUCGGCCGUUGUCUCCGAUCCCGAAUUUCAGGUCGUCCACUUCUGGAAGGGACACUAUUCCGCAGGUUUCGCCUGCAUUUUUGCGCCCCAGUCUCACGGGGAGCCCAGCUGACCGAAAACUGAAGAGCGCCUCGUUGCCACCCCCGGCUAACCGCGCAUCAAAACCGAAAAUUCCGGCGAAACCGGCUAUCUUUUCUCAUCCAGAUACAGGCAAUUUGGCUCCCCGGUCUGAAAGACCUUCCCCUGAUCGAAGCGUGUCACCUUUCAACACCCCUCCAAGUAGUCCGGAGAAGACUUUACCAAGGCCGAUCUCUACUGCAAACGUUAGCUCUAAGCCACCACCAGGUCGACCAACAACGGAACCUCCCAGUCGACGCUCAUUCGAUGAACGGUCACCUGCUCCGGCAAUCAGUGCAAAGCACGAUGCUAGAGAGAUGGGAUUCUCAAGGAGUCGACCUGUGCCGGAACCCUCAAGGGCCUCCAAGCCUUUGAUGGUACAAAUUCCCUCUACCCCUGUGGAUGCUCCACAAUCAGCUUCGACGGCCCCCCCUCUCUCCGCACAGAGGCUUCGAGCUAGCGAUAGCCCCUAUGCUCGCCCAGGGCUUCCCCCACGACCCUCUGGGGUACCACCACCACGGAGGGAUGGAGUCUCUCCAGUCAGGGAGUCUCCCCAGCAUACAGGCCGUUUUGAGCAGAUGACGCCGGUUGCCAGGUCCGCACCCGCUUUCCCACGUAUUGGCGACUCCUCAGCCCCGAAACCUAUUCAGCGACAGCCUUCUCAACCUCGUGACUCCCACCUCUCUUCUUCGCUUCCUGAGCGACGUGUGGCGCGCACAGACACAGAGGAAGACGAGCAAAUUGAAGAGCCAGCUAUCUCACGAACAGAUUAUCCUGAUGCCUCAAAAGCCAAUCGACGUCCUCCAUACCUCAAAACUGGACCGAAGGAGAUCUUGACGAAAUAUGACACCCGAUUACUGGCUGUGUGUGGCAGAUACGUCUGCACAACUGGGUAUUUGACUAAAGUUUGGGAUUUGACCACAGGCGAACAAGUGAUGAGCCUCAGUCAUGGCGAGACGGUAAAAAGCUUAUCUCUUGCGUUUAAACCAGGAAAAGGUUUAGAAGACGAGGGUGAGCGUAUCUGGCUCGGUACCAGCGCCGGAGAUAUCCACGAGGUCCAUAUUCCGAGUCAAUCCAUCGUGGCCACCCGAUCAUACCCAUCCCGACGGGAGGUGAUCCAGAUUCUACGACACGGCAAAGAAAUGUGGACAUUUGACGAUGAAGGUCGGCUACUUAUAUGGAUGCCAGAUGAAACUGGCACACCGAAUUUGCAGUAUAGCUACCAUAACGCCCAUGAACGCGUAGCCCGAGGUCACACCUUUUCCAUGGUGGUUGGAGAUAAACUUUGGAUGGCAGCUGGAAAGGAUGUGUAUAUCUAUCGCCCAAAUGCGGGCGAUGACGCUUCAUUCAAAGUCUUUAAACGACCUCUUGGUCUGCAGCACUCUGGUGAUGUGACUUCUGGAACUUAUUCCACACAAGAUGGCGGCCGUGUCUAUUUGGGACAUUCCGAUGGUAAGGUAACCGUCUACUCUGCGACUGACUUCACGUGUUUGGCGGUGGUCAACGUCAGUGUGUACAAGAUCAAUUGCCUUGGUUUUGUCGGUGACUAUCUCUGGGCUGCGUAUAAGACCGGCAUGAUCUAUGUCUACGAUGUGACCACCAAUCCUUGGACAGUGAAGAAAGACUGGCGCGCCCAUGAUAGCCCCGUUUCCGGCUUUGUGUUGGACAUGAGCAGUGUAUGGACCAUGAAUCGUCUGCAGGUGACCUCGUUGGGCACUGAUAAUUGCAUUCGUCUUUGGGAUGGUAUGCUGGAAGAUGAUUGGUUGGAUGCACGCAUGCAAGACAGAGAUGUAGAGUACUGCAAUUUCCGAGAGAUCAAGGCUGUUGUUUUAACUUGGAACGCUGGUGCUUCUACGCCUGGUAGUGUGAGGACGUCUGAUUUCAUUAGAGAUGCAGUCACCCCGGAAGACCCGCCAGAGAUCUUGAUAUUUGGAUUCCAAGAGCUGGUUGAUCUUGAAAAUAAGAAAAUCACAGCCAAGAGCUUGCUCAUGGGCAGCAAAAAGAAAGAGAACGGCGAGAAGGAGCAUAUGAGUCGUCAAUAUCGAGUGUGGAUCGAUCAUCUUACCCGCACUCUUCACGAAUGCAUGCCCUUGGAGGAAUCAUAUGUCCUGUUGCAUACUUCGAACAUGGUGGGCUUGUUUACUUGUGUUUUCGUCAAACACAAGGAACGCCAUAAUAUCAAAAACAUUAGUGCUUCAGAGAUCAAGCGCGGUAUGGGCGGUUUACAUGGCAACAAGGGUGCUCUUGUCUUCCGCUUUGUCCUAGACGACAGCUCAAUGUGUUUUGUGAAUUGUCAUUUGGCAGCCGGACAAACCCAGACCGCAAACCGGAACAAUGACAUCGCCGCGAUCUUAGAAGCCGAAUCUUUGCCCGCCGAAAGCAACAUGGCCCUUCGAAUAAACCAAUUCGCCAGUGGCGGCGAUGGGACCAUGAUCAUGGACCACGAAGUGUGUAUACUGAACGGAGACUUGAAUUACCGAAUUGACGCAAUCCCUCGCAACGUUAUAAUUGAUGCGAUUCGUCAGAACAACCUCUCGAAACUCUUGGAUAGAGAUCAACUGCUUGCUUCGCGACGGAAGAACCCCGGUUUCAGACUACGCAGCUUCACUGAGCGACCCAUUACCUUCGCGCCGACUUACAAGUACGACGUCGGCACAGAUGAGUAUGACUCAAGCGACAAGAAACGCUCCCCCGCCUGGUGCGACCGCGUUCUCUACCGUGGCCUGGGUCGCGUCAAGCAGCUCGAUUACCGUCGACACGAGGUCCGUGCCUCCGACCACCGACCCGUCAGCGCGGCGUUCAAGAUUCGUGUCAAAACAGUUCUUUCUCAGGAACGGGCUGUAACGUGGGAUGUAUGCAACAAGGAGUUCCAGGAAGAGAAGCGCCGCUUGGCUUCUGAAGCAAGCAUCGAGUAUCUCAUUACUGUCCUUGGCACAGAUCCCCGCGAAGCUCGUGCAUUGAUCAUGGGAAAGAAAAAAUAG
Molecule: messenger RNA, 3600 nt
Organism: Penicillium soppii
Lineage: Eukaryota; Fungi; Ascomycota; Eurotiomycetes; Eurotiales; Aspergillaceae
Product: putative inositol polyphosphate phosphatase
Exons: 5
Coding region: 1-3600 (1199 amino acids)
Biological process (GO): phosphatidylinositol dephosphorylation
Molecular function (GO): protein binding; phosphatidylinositol-4,5-bisphosphate 5-phosphatase activity
Source: RefSeq, a predicted model, not a curated record